Molecule: messenger RNA, 774 nt
Organism: Fasciola hepatica (liver fluke)
Lineage: Eukaryota; Metazoa; Platyhelminthes; Trematoda; Plagiorchiida; Fasciolidae
Source: the annotation of a GenBank genome assembly
AUGGUCCUCACAUAUAGGAGGCCGUUUAAGCCCAGUUUCGAUCAAUUCACCUAUGUUCCGCUAAUCCUACUGGAACUUAUCUUGCACCAAUGUAAUCCUCAGGCCGUGACUAUCCUCUGGACAAAGAAUCAGCGUGCACGUUGGAAUCCGUUUCAGACCAGUUUCGAUCAAUUCACCUAUGUUCCGCUAAUCCUCCUGGAAUUUCUCUUGCACCAAUGUAAUCCUCAGGCCGUGACUAUCCUCUGGACAAAGAAUCAGCGUGCACGUAGGAAUCCGUUUCAGACCAGUUUCGAUCAAUUCACCUAUGUUCCGCUAAUCCUACUGGAAUUUCUCUUGCACCAAUGUAAUCCUCAGGCCGUGACUAUCCUCUGGACAAAGAAUCAGCGUGCCCGUUGGAAUCCGUUUCAGACCAGUUUCGAUCAAUUCACCUAUGUUCCGCUAAUCCUCCUGGAAUUUCUCUUGCAUCAAUGUUAUCCUCAGGCCGUGACUAUCCUCUGGACAAAGAAUCAGCGUGCACGUAGGAAUCCGUUUCAGACCAGUUUCGAUCAAUUCACCUAUGUUCCGCUAAUCCUACUGGAAUUUCUCUUGCACCAAUGUAAUCCUCAGGCCGUGACUAUCCUCUGGACAAAGAAUCAGCGUGCCCGUUGGAAUCCGUUUCAGCCCAGUUUCGAUCAAUUCACCUAUGUUCCGCUAAUCCUACUGGAAUUUCUCUUGCACCAAUGUAAUCCUCAGGCCGUGACUAUCCUCUGGACAAUCAAUGGUCCUCACCUAUAG